CCGCCGGCGCGCGCCUGUGGCGCAGCCUGUGCGGCAGCGGCGGCAGGGGCGGAGCCGCGCGACAUGGCCGCCGGGCGGCUGCCGCCGGGAGCCCUCACGCUGAAACAGUUCCUGAGGCGGCAGCAGGUGCUUCAGCUCUACAGGAAGAUCCUGCGAGCUCUUCGAGAGGUCCCUGCCGAAACAGAUCGCCAAUAUUUGAGGGACUGGGCCAGGGAGGAGUUCAAGAGAAACAAGGAUGCUACAGAAGAGGAUGCGAUCAGGAUGAUGAUUACUCAAGGCAACAUGCAACUCCAGGAACUUCAGAGAACACUGAAGCUGGCAAAAUCCUGAUCUUGAUUCCAUGGCCACCUGGACUUUCUGCUGUGAAGGAGCAAGAGCGUGGUUACAUUUAACAGCCUUUGCUGACAACCUGGUAAUGUUUGGCAGUGGAAUCAACCACAGUGGGGGUUUUUGUUUGGGUUUUGGUCUUUCCCCUUUCACUUCUUGGUUUGGUUAUUCUCCCAUGUUGGAGUCACUCCCUGACAAAGGGCUUUAAAGAACUGAGUGUGUGAUAUAGCUUAUGCCAUGGGAAAAGCAGAAAGCAGCAACAAUUACAACAGCCAAGCUGUGACAGGGAAAUGGCAAAUAAAUAAAAGCCACAUUAUUUUGUCUUCUA
Molecule: messenger RNA, 655 nt
Organism: Pogoniulus pusillus (Red-fronted tinkerbird)
Lineage: Eukaryota; Metazoa; Chordata; Aves; Piciformes; Lybiidae
Gene: LYRM2
Product: LYR motif containing 2
Exons: 3
Coding region: 64-330 (88 amino acids)
Cellular component (GO): mitochondrion
Source: RefSeq, a predicted model, not a curated record